Pantherophis guttatus is the source of this 860-nucleotide messenger RNA. Lineage: Eukaryota; Metazoa; Chordata; Lepidosauria; Squamata; Colubridae. The record is from RefSeq and is a predicted model, not a curated record.
AUGACAAAUAUCCCACUGAUGACAGAAUCCAAUGUAUCCCCAAAAGAAUAACCUUCCUGUCCUAUGAAGAACAUCUGGGCAUCAUCCUGGUCUCCUUUGCUGUACUCUUGUUUCUAACAACAGGUCUUGUUUUAGUCAUAUUCCUUAAAUACCUAGAAACUCCCAUUGUCAAAGCUAACAACCGGGACCUGUCCUACAUCCUCCUGGUUUCCCUCUUGCUUUGCUUCUUGUCCUCCUUUUUCUUCAUUGGCCGACCAAGGAAAGCCACCUGCCUUCUCCGACAAACUAUGUUCAGCAUCAUCUUCUCAGUAGCUGUGUCUUGUGUGUUAGCCAAAACAAUCAUGGUAGUGCUGGCCUUCCUGGCCACGAAACCAGGGAACAGGGUGAGGAGAUGGUUGGGGAAGAGCUUGGCCAACUCCAUCAUCCUUUCUGGUUCUGCUGGAAAAAUUGUCAUUUGUGCAAUCUGGCUGGGAGUUUCUCCUCCGUUUCCUGAUUUUGACCUGCACUCCCAAUCAGGACUGAUCAUCCUUCAGUGCAAUGAAGGCUCUGUGACCAUGUUUUAUGUGGUUCUCUGCUACAUGGGUUUCCUUGCUGCCGUUUGCUUCACAGUGGCUUUCCUGGCCAGGAACCUGCCUGGGGCCUUCAACGAAGCCAAACUGAUCACCUUCAGCAUGCUGGUCUUCUGCAGCGUCUGGAUCUCCUUCCUGCCCACCUACUUGAGCACCAAAGGGAAAUACAUGGUGGCCGUGCAGGUUUUCUCCAUCUUGGCUUCUGGGGCUGGCCUGCUGGGCUGCAUCUUCUUCCCCAAGUGCUACAUUAUCAUCCUGAGACCAGAUCUAAAUACUAAGGAACAUUUAAUG